Onychostoma macrolepis is the source of this 2561-nucleotide messenger RNA. Its product is annotated as polymeric immunoglobulin receptor-like. The transcript has 3 exons. Lineage: Eukaryota; Metazoa; Chordata; Actinopteri; Cypriniformes; Cyprinidae. The record is from RefSeq and is a predicted model, not a curated record. Bases 1389 to 2528 code for a protein of 379 amino acids.
AGGCUGUGGGUGAGUUUAUCUGAAAGCAGAAGUGAGAGGAUGUGGGAUCCACAAUUAGACUGUAGAAGAGAAGAGCCUGCUGAUCUCUUAGAUCACAGGGUGCGUCUCAAUCAAUUUCUAGGCCUUUCCCAACAUCCAAGGCACAUACAAUUCCCACAAUGGAUCUACUGUAAUGUUGUCACUCAUGUCAGUGUGAUUUCUGUGAUGAAUACAGAAUUAAGGGGUCAUAUGAUGCUAUUUUAAAGAUCAUUAUUUUGCGUAUUUGGUGUAACAGAAUAUGUUGUCAUGCUUUAAUGUUCAAAAACACAUUACUUUUCUAAUAUUGUACAUUACUGUAGUUCCUCUAUGCCCAGCCUCCCUCAAACGCGUCGUUUUCUACAAAGCCCAUCCCCUGGACAAGUGCAGUAUGCUCUGAUUGGCCAGCAGACACAACGGUGCAUUGUGAUUGGCCGAAGACCACAAGCGCGCAUCGGGAAUGUUAACACCUCUUACCAUAAUCGUGAGUUUCUGCUCGACUGGCCAGUGUGAACAGAACACAGUACAUCUUUGUUUGUCAUUUUCUCGCUGCUAGUAAUAAGCAGAGAACAGAGAAUAUCAUGUUUCUAAACGUGAUCGUAAAGAAGACGCGUUACUCUACAGUGCAAGUCAAUAGCAAAUGCUUAAACAAAUACUAAAACAUAGAUAAAGUGACUACUUCAGAAGCACCAGAUUGUCAUAGCAAAGUCAGAAUUUACCUUUUUUUGUUUUUAGAAAUAGCCUUUGUUCAAAGCCAGCCCUGUGCUCCCCUAGGCUUACAAAACUGUUAUCCAUAAAAUACAUUGCACAAAUCUGAACAUUUGGGUUGUGUUGUUCUGCUGUAAGUAAAUCUUAACCAAUGAUUCCUAAUUGUAUCUUCUUCCAGAAGGCCAAAUAAAGUGCUUUUGCUUUCGCAUAGAAACAAACAGCGUCUCCUUGACAUGGCUGCAUCAACACUACUGCGGUUACUGAAACCACGCCUUCUUUCUUUGCGUGAACAUUUGGGCUGCAUUACGCAAAUAUUUCCACAUCGUGAUGUAAACAUGUGGGGGCGUGUUUGAAUGAGGCGUUUUAGCCCGGUCUGGAUCAGCCUUCUCUUUUACUGAUGUAUUAUCUGCCUUGUGUGUUUAUACAGCAUGUUUCUCUGCAUAUCUCUCACACAGAUCACAAGAUACAUAUCAGCUCUGUCUGCAGUGCAGCUGGGUGGAACCGCUGCAGAGAAUAAGGAAGCGGAAACAUGAGAGAGAUAAUUGGAGGAUGUGGACCUGUAAUAAUAAUGAUUUACACUGUAUUCAAGGUUCACAUUUCAUCAGUUCUUGAUCUGUUCAGUUCACUUUUCCUCUGAAUAUCUUUGUGACUGAAGUCAAUCUGGAAUGAGGGCCAUCAUCAUCAACAACAUCACCAUCUUCAUCACUCUCUGUCUGAUCUCAGGUCAGUUUUUUACUGGUCAACCUGGUCAAAUAAGUUUUUUAUGUUAUAUGGUCCAGAUUUAUUAUACAUAUAAUAACCCAGUGCAGAUGAACUUGUGUUUGGCAGGUCAAGGACUUUGUUUCAGUGUGAUUGGCUGCACUGGAGGGAGUUUAAUGUUCAAGUGCACAUACAAGUCCAAUGAUCAGCAUAAAGUAAAGUAUUUCUGCAGAAACAGAGACUGUACGACAGGAAUCAGUACUGAGACUUGGCGCCGCUGGGUUAAUAACGGGAGAUUCGCUCUGUAUGACGAUGAAAACAGCAGAUUUUUCACAGUGUUUAUCAGGAACCUCAGCAGAGAUGAUGAUGGGGAAUACACAUGCGGAAACAAUCAGAAAUGGAAACAUGAUGUUGUGGUACAAUUGAACAGUGACUCUUCUUCUUGUGGGAUGUCUGUUAUCCGAUCUGCAUAUAUUGGUCAAACGAUCACUUUCCGCUGUAAAUAUGAUCAUAAGUUUAAAACACACACCAAAGUCUUCUACAGAGUGAACGUGGAUCCUGUGCAUGUGCUGAACAGCUCUCAAUCAUCACAAUCAUCUGAGGAGAAGUUCAUCCUGACUGACAGACAGAAAGAUCAUUUUACUGUGACCAUCAGAGACAUUUCUGCAGAGGAUGAUGGAGUUUAUUUAUGUGGAGUGGAGAGAGACGAAUCAGAUAAACGACCUUCAGAAACAUCAAUUACUCACAUCACCUUCAUUAAAGAGAUUGAGCUGAAUGUUUCUAGUCCAAUAACUUCUGUUCUAGUUCAAGUCUACAUCAGUAAAGCAGUCUUCAUCAUGUGUAAAUUUCCGCAAGAAUUCAAAGGAAACAUGAAAUUUAUCCACAUAAAAGCAUCACAGAAGUUUUUUCUUGAUGUACAAAAUCAAUGGGUCCAUCGUGACAAAGUGCACAUGUAUGAUGAUACCAGUGAAGGACUUUUGAAGGUUUUUAUCAGUGAUUUAACCGCAGCUGAUGAAGGAAUAUACAGGUGUGGAGUGAAUAUCGCUCACAGUUUUCUGUUCAUGGAGAUCAAAUUGAAGCUCAAUCAAGGUAAAGAGCUUCUGUGAGGAGAUUGUUUUGGUCACUUUCUAGCUGUUAAA